AGCCUUCAAUCCUCGAACACCCACCUUCCAUCUCUAUUUCUCCAAACCACAACAACCUUCAUCCGCCAUAUCCACGCCUCUUCAUUUUAUAUAUUUCACUUAAUCGAUUUCGAUUCCGUUGUUGAACAUUUUCUAGUUUCGAAACAACUUAUUUCGGGAAAGGUUAUUGCUGUUGGACCUGGAUCGAGAGACAGAUCGGGAAAUUUGAUUUCGGUGUCUGUUAAGGAAGAUGACCAUGUUCUCUUGCCGGAGUACGGUGGUUCUCAAAUUAAGCUUGAUGACAAAGAGUUCCAUUUGUUUAGGGAUGAGGACAUUCUGGGUAUUUUGCAUGAUUGAUUGAGUUUAGAUUUUGUGUGAUUUAAGAAAUGUUAGCUUUGAUUGGGUUUAAACUUUUAAAUAACUUAAAUCUGAUUUUCAGUGUAAUUUGGUUUAAACAUUUGAGAGGGAUUAUCUCUUCUAUAUCCUGAAAACAGAAAUGAUGAUAGUGAUUUUUAUGCUGAGGUUUGAUUUAAUUGUGAUUGUGAUUCUUUGGCUGUAUUUGAUGCUAACUAUGCUGGUUUUUCAUGUUAGGAAUAGUUCUUAUGCCUGCAUACAGGUGUUAUCUAUUUUCAUUAAGCUAAUUCUUUACUACCUGCCGCCGUCGGAGAGGUUUGUGCUCCGCCUCGAACUC
Molecule: messenger RNA, 670 nt
Organism: Vicia villosa (hairy vetch)
Lineage: Eukaryota; Viridiplantae; Streptophyta; Magnoliopsida; Fabales; Fabaceae
Product: 10 kDa chaperonin-like
Exons: 2
Cellular component (GO): mitochondrial matrix
Molecular function (GO): metal ion binding; ATP binding; protein-folding chaperone binding
Source: RefSeq, a predicted model, not a curated record